This is a messenger RNA of Naumovozyma dairenensis CBS 421, 2541 nucleotides long. It is a transcript of the gene NOT3, whose product is annotated as CCR4-NOT core subunit NOT3. The transcript has a single exon. NCBI's taxonomy places the organism in Eukaryota, Fungi, Ascomycota, Saccharomycetes, Saccharomycetales, Saccharomycetaceae. Gene Ontology annotation, cellular component: nucleus; P-body; CCR4-NOT core complex. Gene Ontology annotation, biological process: regulation of DNA-templated transcription; nuclear-transcribed mRNA poly(A) tail shortening. The coding region runs from base 1 to 2541 and encodes 846 amino acids. The record is from RefSeq and is a predicted model, not a curated record.
AUGGCUCAUAGAAAAUUACAACAAGAGGUAGAUCGAGUCUUCAAAAAGAUUAAUGAAGGUCUUGAAGUCUUCAACACGUAUUACGAACGUCAUGAAGCAUGUACGAACAAUCCCUCACAAAAGGACAAACUGGAAUCUGAUUUGAAAAGAGAGGUUAAGAAAUUACAACGAUUAAGAGAUCAAGUUAAAUCAUGGCAAUCUUCACCCGAAAUUAAAGAUAAAGAUUCAUUAUUGGAUUUUAGACGAUCAGUGGAAAUAGCUAUGGAAAAAUAUAAAGCUGUGGAGAAGGCUUCCAAAGAGAAAGCUUAUUCGAAUAUUAGUCUGAAAAAAUCGGAGAUUUUGGAUCCUGAAGAACAAGAAAGGAAAGAUGUCUCGGAUUAUUUGUCCUCUAUGAUAGAUGAGUUGGAAAGACAAUAUGAGUCCUUGCAAGUGGAAGUGGAUAAAUUGACUUUGUUGAAUAAGAAGAAGAAGACUGCUUCAAGUUUGAAUGAUGAGAAAAAGGAACAGUUGAAAGCUGUACAGGCAAGGUAUAGAUGGCAUCAACAACAAAUGGAACUUGCAUUGAGACUUUUGGCCAAUGAAGAAUUGGAUCCUCAAGCUGUUAAUGAUGUGAAAGACGAUAUUAACUAUUUUGUAGAAUCUAAUCAGGAUCCAGAUUUUAUGGAAGAUGAAACAAUCUAUGAUAGUCUCGAUCUACAAUCAAAUGAAGCAAUUGCACAUGAAGUGGCACAAUAUUUCGCAUCACAAAGUAGAGAGGAUGAAGAAGAUGAAGAGGAAGAUGAUAAAGAAACUUCGAAACUGUCCAAGAAGGAACAAAGGAAACUGGAAAGAGAAGCUAAAAAAGCUGCAAAAUUAGCUUCUAAAAAUGGUCCUGAAAAACCAACUGUACCAAUAUCGGCAAUCGGAAAAUCAGAAGACUCAAUAAUAUCGCCAAUGGCCCCAUCCACUGCCAAAAGUGCAACACCGUCGCCAAUACUCAAGAAGGCUUCCACUGAUACAACAUCUUUGAAAAGUAUACCAACAUCCGCAAGUGUUCCUAAUACAGCAAAGAGCCCGAAUGCCACAUCUCAAUUAAAAUCAUCGACGACAACGACAACCACGACCACAACCACGACGGCAAAUUUCAGCAAUAUCGUACCGGAGUCUCAAGGUGCUCACACACAUAUUCGCCAAGGUCAAAAUGGUAUUACUAGUUCGACGAUAUUGAAACCAGCUACAGUACCCGCUAAACCGGCUGGCGAACUAAAAUGGUCUGUUGCUGCUACAUUGGGUCUCGAGAAGGACAAGAAAUUGGUAACGUCUGCAACAAGUAGUAAACCUGCAAGUACAACUGCAACACCAAGAUCAGUCACACCAUCUUUAGUUUUGAAUAAUCAUCAACAACAGCAACAUGAAGGUCAACAAGUGAAUUUGGACAAUUCAUCGUCUGCAUCAUCGCCUACAGCUGUUACAGCAGCAGCUGUAUUAGCCGCAGGUGCGGCAGCAGUUAAUCAAAACAAUCAAGCUUUCCAUAGAAACCAAUCUAUCUUACAUCAAACUAAUGAUUUACCAUCACUUUCAACUAUUGAAGGAAGAACGCUUACAGAAGAAAAGGUACCUACCAAGAUAAAAGAAGAAGUUGCAACCGGUACUGUUGAUGAUAAUAUAAUACAAGAUGAAGAUGAAACAGAAAUUUCAACUCCAGAUGUAUUUGACGAUGAAGCUUAUGAAGCCCUGGUAUCCGAUGACGAUCUAGAAGAUCAAGAACCACAAUCAAAGAAGUUAACAGAUGAAGAAAUUAAACAACGAACAACAAACCAUGAUACUUUAAUAAACUCAUAUUUAAAAGACUUUGGAACGUUAUUAUUACCAAGUGGUAUCCAAGAAUUCAUCAUAGAAUCCAAGAUUCAUCAAAAUAGGUUAGAUCCAAAUGAUGGGAAGUUAGGUGGUUAUAGAAGAAGCGUCGAUCUUUGUGAAAUCAAUAGACUGGACAAUGUUCCAAAGGGAGUUAAUCCACCUACUCCCCUGGAUGCAUUCAGAUCCACACAACAAUGGGACAUCAUUCGUUGUUCUUUACGUGAUAUUUUGGAUUCGUUUGAUGCGGAAAAGGAUAAUUAUGAUAACAGUCAAUUAUACAAUGAAAUUCUAGAGAAAUUCAGAGGAUUGGAAAUGUUUACAUUAUUUUAUAAUUACUAUUUUGCAGUUACUCCAUUGGAAAAGGAAAUUGCUAAUGUGAUUUUAAAUGAAAGAAAUUGGAAAGUGUCAUUUGAUGAAACAAUGUGGUUCUUAAGACAAGGUCCGAUUAAAUUCCAAAAUGAACUUUGUGAGCUUGGUGAUUAUAAAAUAUUCAAAUUAGACGAAUGGUUGGUAGUGGAUAAAAUUAACUUCAAACUAGAUUAUUCAAGUCUAAAAAUUCAAACGCCUUCCACGAUAACGAUAGAAAAACUACUAGUGAAGAUGGAACGCAGCAGCAGCAGCAGCACCAAAAUCCAAGUCCAAUUUCCUCUGCUAUUAAAGGAGAACAGGAUUUAUCUAAUGGGCAACAGCUUCUUCAACAACUGA